Penicillium malachiteum is the source of this 879-nucleotide messenger RNA. RefSeq lists its product as uncharacterized. The record is from RefSeq and is a predicted model, not a curated record. The coding region runs from base 1 to 879 and encodes 292 amino acids. Lineage: Eukaryota; Fungi; Ascomycota; Eurotiomycetes; Eurotiales; Aspergillaceae. The transcript has a single exon.
AUGACAGCAGAUCCCAAAGCCGCAUUAUCGGCUUUCAAAAAACUCACCGAGGUCAUCUACAUCUCGGAUCCCGAGAAAGACUCAAUAAACAACUCAAAUGCACCCCCAAUUAUCCUAGCAUUCUGGAUGAACGCUGGCCCUCGUCCCGUGGCUCGAUAUGUCUCAGAGUAUCGUCGCAUGCUACCAUCAUCUCGCAUUGUGAUUCUCCUCUCCGCAACAAAUGACUUUACCUUCCACUACCGUGAUGCCGCACAAGAUGUUAGGCUUCCGCACGCUGUGGAUGCGCUCCGCGAUCUCGCUACACCGACCAAUCCCGCAUUCAUCCACGUCUUCUCAAACGGCGGUGUCUUCAAGAUGGCUCAUUUAAUGCGCCUGUUCAAACAAAAGACAGGCCGCCCCUUACCUGUCUCAUCAAUGAUCGUUGAUAGUGCGCCUGGCAUUGCGACCGUCGCGUCAGGUAUGAAGGCAAUCGCGUUCCAGCUUCCAAAAUUCUGGAUCUGGCGAUUGAUUUCCAAGACUAUGCUGUGGAUGUUCCUUGCUACUCUGGAGGUUAUUCGAAGGAUUACUCGCAUGCCCAGACCCAUGGAUGUUGCUAGUCGGAGAAUCAAUGAUAAGAGUCUUUAUCAGCCUCCGGCGAAGGGUCUCGCGCGUUGUUAUAUUUAUUCUGAUUCUGAUCAGAUCAUUUCAUCGGAUCAUGUUGAGGAUCAUAUCAAGGACUCUGAGGCUUGUGGGAUUGUUGUGCGUCGGGAGAAAUUUCAGGAUGCGGAUCAUGUUAUGGCUAUGAAGAUGGACCCGGAACGGUAUUGGGCUAUUGUUAAGGAUUAUUUACCGCUCAAGUCUCAAUUACCGCUCAUGUCUCAAGACUUGGAAGCGGUAUAA